Molecule: messenger RNA, 3410 nt
Organism: Miniopterus natalensis
Lineage: Eukaryota; Metazoa; Chordata; Mammalia; Chiroptera; Miniopteridae
Gene: RAB3D
Product: RAB3D, member RAS oncogene family
Molecular function (GO): GTP binding; GTPase activity
Source: RefSeq, a predicted model, not a curated record
GAGAAGUUCAGCAAGUGGCUUCAGGUGGAGUUGGAAUUUGAACACUUGCAAAGCCUAAACUAUUGGCUCCAGGCCUCCACCCCAGGGGGCUCCCCGCCAGGAUGGCCUCAGCUGGAGACCCCCCCACCGGCUCACGUGAUGCAGCAGACCAGAACUUCGACUACAUGUUCAAGCUCCUGCUCAUUGGCAACAGCAGUGUGGGCAAGACAUCCUUCCUGUUCCGCUAUGCAGAUGACUCCUUCACACCCGCCUUUGUCAGCACCGUGGGCAUUGACUUCAAGGUCAAGACUGUCUACCGCCACGACAAGAGGAUCAAGCUGCAGAUCUGGGACACAGCAGGACAGGAACGCUAUCGUACAAUCACCACAGCCUACUACCGCGGAGCCAUGGGCUUCCUGCUCAUGUAUGAUGUUGCCAACCAGGAGUCCUUCACCGCUGUGCAGGACUGGGCCACCCAGAUCAAGACCUACUCCUGGGACAAUGCUCAGGUCAUCCUUGUGGGGAACAAAUGUGACCUGGAGGAUGAGCGUGUUGUGCUUGCUGAGGAUGGCCAGAGGCUUGCCGAUGACCUUGGUUUCGAGUUCUUUGAGGCCAGUGCCAAAGAGAAUAUCAAUGUGAAGCAGGUCUUCGAGCGCCUGGUGGAUGUCAUCUGUGAGAAGAUGAAUGAGUCCCUGGAACCCAGCUCCAGCCCUGGCAGCAAUGGGAAAGGCCCCACCUUGGGGGAUGCCCCACCUCCCCAGCCUAGCAGCUGCAGCUGCUAGAGAUGGCCCCAACCCCCACCCACCCCCUCCUGCCUUGGCAGGGAAUGUGACUGAGGCAUGAGCCACAAGGGCUGUUUCCAAGCUCAGGGCACCCCCUUCCCCCCUGUCAGCUGUCAGUUGCCACUCACUCCCCGCAUGGCUCUUUUUCUCACCGUAGCCGCCAGCCUGCCCCAGCAGCCCCUGUCUCAAGCUCCAGACCCUGGGGACUCUGCAUUAGAGGCAGAGUCUGGGGAAGUUGACAUGCAUGAGCUUGCUGCUUUUCAGGUGUUCUUGUGGGGGCACAUGGGCAGCCUGUGGGGCUUCCACAGUGCCUUCUGGGUGAGAGCCAGUCCACAUCCAUUCUGUGUUGGGCAUUGUCUGGAGUUCACGAGCCGGUGAAGAUGACUUGCCUUCUUCCUCAUGCCAUGUGGGUUCUCAGAGUUCAUCCUUGGAGAAGUGGAACGUGGCUCCUUGCUCAGGGUCCCCUGCUCUGAUCCCAAGCCUGCCCAUAAAUCUCUGAUCUCAAGGCUCCCAGGUAGGGAGGUGACUGACCCUGGCAGACCCCUCCCUUCUGGCUUGCAGAUCCUCUGUCUGUGAAAACAGUAUUAAAGCAGCUUUUCCUGUUGUGAAGGGAUAGGGAGUCAGAGCCCCCUGGCUUUGGGGACCCCAGAAGUGCCUUCUGAGUUUGCCUAGAAUUUCACAUCACCACGACCCUGCCACUGUGUUGCUGUUGGCUUUUCCAUGGUAUUCCUGAGCUGGGAUUGAAUUCUGGAAUUAUGCACUGUGUUAGGCCAGGCAGAGAAUUGCUUAGCUCCUGGCCUUACUGCUUGGGGUUUUUUGCCAGGACUUAACCUCAGAGCCUGGAACCUUGUACCUCCCACCCAAACCUGCCUCCUAGGGCCCAUUUGGCUAGUUGAUGUUUUAAGCAAGGUCUUUCCACAUCUUACAUCCUGCUAGAGAAGGAAAUUGAGCAAUGUUCCCAUAACCUGCCCUCGCUGGUGACUUUCUGAUGUAAGGACUUGGUCUCCUUUCACUUGAGGACUGGUGAAGACCCAGCGUCCAUUUCAUCAGCCAUGUCAUCAGUGUGGCACAGGAAUGGGACGGUUUUUGCUAAUGGAGGAGUCACUCUAAGGAAUGUUUUGGAUUUUGGCCGGAGGAGUGAGAGGGUAGGGUUGUGUAACUGCUACUGCCACUUGCACCUCGUGAUAUAGCCUGGGAGUGGCAGGCAGAUGGGGCUGGGCUGGGGUCAGUCUCCCUGGUUGAGGCUUGGGUUCCCAGCUGCCCGGGGCUCCUGCUGAGAGGUUAUGUGCAGUUUGGGAAUCUUCUAUCUUCAUACAGACCCCGCACAGCUCAGUGGCCCUUUCUGCCCUGGAACACUAACUGACGCCCCAUAACUUGACAGACACUGUGAGGACAGCCUAAACCGAUAAUCUGUGUUCCCAAUUCUACCCUCCCAGCCCUGCUGGCAAAAUGACCUCCUGUAGCCUUAAAGAUGUCAGCCGCCUCCUCUGGGGUAUCGGGAAAGCCUGGUUCAAGUUUAACAUAGCUCUUACCUUUAUGGAAGCUCUAGAUUGAAUCUGUUUCUAGCGGGCCCUAUUUACCCCAUACCAGGGUGUGCCCUUAGAGUUUCAAAGUGAGGAUAUCUUUGUACACCAACAAGUAAAAUGACUGGUGAAAUGGUCAAAUUCUUGGAAACACACAAAGUAUAAGAUCUGAAUGUUUGGGGUGGGAGUCAGAAAUGUUAGUAGCUUUAAUAUAGAAGUGAAAUUAAAUUAACCGAAUGUCUUAAGAUGCACCACGGGCUGUCAGGAUGCUGUUGGCCAAUCCAUUUUCCCUAAGCUGCUGCCAGAAAAAAUGGUGGUUCAGACAGCAGUUAUCUGAGGGACAAGCCUAUUGUCACCGCCUGAGUGAUAAAACCUGCUUUGGCUUUAUCUUGUACCCGAUUUGGCCCAACCUUUCUGUUUACACAAGAUUUUUCAACAGUUCAGUUUCAAGUAGCAACUGAGACAGCUGCCUCUGGGUUCUCUCGAGACUGGGAUUAAUGCAGGAGAAUAACGUAUUUUUGUUUCUUCUGAAAAUAAGGCAAGAUUUUAUUUUAUGAUGUUUGAGGGGAGGUUUAACUCAAGAUGCUCUCUGGGGAACAGAAACUGAUGUCCUCCAGGUCACUGGGGGAAGGAAGGUUUGUUGAGUUUACAAACAAAAUCAAACCAAAGGCUGUGGGAAAACCACGUUCCAGCUCCAGGGAGAUGGGCCCGGAGCUGUCGCCUGAGGCUGGGCCCUGUGUUGGUGCUGUCCCUUCCUACCAUUUGCUUUUAGCAAUUUGCCUUUCCACAGGCAGUUCAGUGGGAAAUUGCCAUGAUCACUGUGGUUUAGGGUUCUGCUUUCUUUUUCCUUUUUCUUGUUGCUUUUCUGGGGGUCAUAUUCUUGUGUCUUUCUCUCCUGCUCCACUUAGAAAAACAAGUAAAGGGUGAAAUUUGGCCUCAGUGUUGAAGCGCUAAUUCUGCUAACUGGCUUCUCCCCUACAAUCCCAAAACACUACGGAGCGAGCUCGCAGCCUGUUUGUUUCUGUCCUGGAUGUGGUUCCCCAGCAUAGGCGAUUCUUUGAUAUCCAUUGGAAAGACGUGCACUUUUCUCCACAAGAAAAAAAAAAAAUAAAGCCGUUGUGCCAGA